Pyrus x bretschneideri (Chinese white pear) is the source of this 2566-nucleotide messenger RNA. Its product is annotated as serine/threonine/tyrosine-protein kinase HT1. Lineage: Eukaryota; Viridiplantae; Streptophyta; Magnoliopsida; Rosales; Rosaceae. The transcript is spliced from 4 exons. The record is from RefSeq and is a predicted model, not a curated record. Gene Ontology annotation, biological process: protein phosphorylation. Gene Ontology annotation, molecular function: protein kinase activity; ATP binding. Bases 843 to 2327 code for a protein of 494 amino acids.
AUCGCUAUCUCUCUCCUCCCUCACCUGACCUCUUCCUCUCUCGCCGUCUUUUCUGACUUCCGCUGCCCCUGCCCCCGGUGGUCCCACCACACCCCCACCGCCCCAUUAACCAAAAGUUUCCGGGUCCCAUGGAAUCUACGUCCCAACUUACAUGAUACGUAUAGCAAUCCUCGCCGAAAAAACCCCAGAAUUAUUCGAAUUUUUUUUAAUUUUUAUUUAUUUUUUUUGUAUUUUAAAUCUGCCCGUCUGUAUAAAAAUCAUUAGCGUCUCCCAUACCAGAUGGUGAAAAUGGUGAAAUAUCAUUGAAGCUCGUGGUGAUUUGUCGCCGUGAUGUAGAAGCCAUUUCCCUUGUGGCUUUUACGGAAGGUGGUGUUUGACUUUGAAACAAUAACCAGUUUUUAUUUUUUUUAUUUAUUGAUUUUUUAUAUUUAUUCAGAGAGGUUGAGGGGGUCUGGUGGUGCUGAGGAGGGUGUCCAAAUUAUUUAAUUGGAAGAGCCUGCUGAUUGAUGGGAUUUGGUUGGUUUGAGGGAAUUUUGGUUCUGAUGGAGAUGAGCUUAUCAGGAUUUGAUGCAGCCACAUUCUUCCAAAAGGGUUCAAAAAAGUUUGUUUCUCUUUCUUCAACUAGUUUUUAUAAGGUUAGAGGUUGUUGUUGAUGGGCUUAAAGAACUUCGGAUUUUCGAGUUUUUCGAGAUUUUCGAGCUUGUUUGUAGCUGAAUUCAGGUUGUUUGAGGAUUUCCCAGUUGGAUUUAGGCCUUCGUCUCGGCUGAAGGAGAAGGGGGAGGUGAUUAAGGAGGUUUUUGGGGUAUAACGCUGGUUGGGAUUUGUGAGAAUUACUGGGGAACAUGGAGGAGGAGGCCUAUUCUUGGAUUCGGAGAACGAAGUUUUCGCAUCGGUUUGAUUCUUCAAGGUUGGCCUCCCUUCCGUUAGCCCUGCAGGACAACCGGAUUGCCGGAUUAAAGUCAAGGCCUGCGACAGCGGUGGCAGAAGCGGAAGCGGCUCCCUUGAAGCAGAAAUCGAGUCCCAGUAAUUCAAAGAUACAGAGGAAUUUUGUUCAUACACCGGUUAAGCGAAAUCUCCUUACCAACAAGCAGAGAUCUUUGUCCCCUCUGCCUCAGACCAACCUCUCUGAUGCGUUCAAGGAAGCGAAGUCUGAUACUAAGAGGUUUUCAACACCACAUCCUAAGAGAAAGGGGAUGGGAAGAUUGUUCAGUAAGGAUUCGCAUAGUAAGUCAUCGAAUUCGAUGAAUACGAGCCCCCUCAGGCACUUGGCUUCUAUGAAAGUCAAUGACAAGACGAAGAGCCGGAAGGAAUCGCCUUGGGCCAAGUACUUUGAUCAUGCUGGCGGGAGAGUUAAUGCUUUGGAAGCUGCCGAUGAAUUUAGUGUUGAUUUGUCGAAGCUGUUUCUCGGGCUUAAAUUUGCUCAUGGGGCGCAUAGCAGGCUUUACCAUGGUAUUUACAAUGACGAAGCUGUUGCUGUUAAAAUUAUCAGGGUGCCAGAGGAUGACGAUAGCGGAGUCUUGGCAGCUCGAUUGGAGAAACAGUUUAAUAGAGAAGUCACUCUUCUAUCUCGUCUCCACCAUCCAAAUGUCAUAAAGUUCAUCGCAGCGUGCAGAAAGCCACCCGUUUAUUGUGUAGUCACGGAAUAUCUAUCAGAGGGUUCCUUGAGGGCAUAUCUCCACAAACUUGAGGAAAAGUCUCUUCCUCUGGAGAAACUGGUUGCCAUUGCAUUGGACAUUGCUCGGGGAAUGGAAUACAUACACUCAAAAGGAGUCAUUCAUCGGGACCUUAAGCCCGAAAAUGUUCUUGUUGAUGCAGAAUUCCACCUGAAAAUUGCCGAUUUUGGUAUAGCUUGUGAGGAGGCGUACUGUGAUUCGUUGUCUGAUGACCCUGGGACAUACCGUUGGAUGGCCCCAGAGAUGAUCAAGCGUAAAUCCUAUGGGCGUAAGGUUGACGUGUACAGUUUUGGACUCGUCUUGUGGGAAAUGGUGGCUGGAGCAAUCCCCUACGAGGAUAUGAAUCCCAUUCAGGCUGCUUUUGCUGUUGUAAACAAGAAUUUGAGACCUAUUAUCCCGAAGGGCUGCCCGUCUGCAAUGCAAGCAUUGAUCGAGCAUUGUUGGUCCUUGCAUCCGGACAAAAGGCCCGAGUUUCCGCAGGUUGUAAAAGCAUUGGAGCAAUUCGAGUCUUCCCUCGCCCUCGACGGAACCUUGACUCAUGUAACAAGUCCAAUCUGCCAAGAUCACAAGAAGGGGAAGCUCCUUCACCGGAUUCAGAAGCUUGGUCCUGCGCAUCCUCAUAGUACACCAACGCCUAAACCCAAAUUCUCUUGAACCAUCAUCUUUCUUGUGAGACCUCCUGGCUUUUGUAGUGUCACCAGGUCAAAAUUGUAAUUAAAGAAAAGGGUUUGUCUUCUUUAAUCGUCAUCUUAUUUGAUGUCACAUUCAUGUGGAACAAGUGGAAGUGAACCAACUGAUUGAUAGGCAUGCAUCGGAGUGAAGCAGAUAUAUCUUUUCUAUAUUUUACACGCACACCACAAAUGCUUAUCAAUUUUGCAUAUUUUAAUCUCUCA